This is a messenger RNA of Zychaea mexicana, 1021 nucleotides long. RefSeq lists its product as uncharacterized. The transcript is spliced from 5 exons. The coding region runs from base 73 to 732 and encodes 219 amino acids. The record is from RefSeq and is a predicted model, not a curated record. NCBI's taxonomy places the organism in Eukaryota, Fungi, Mucoromycota, Mucoromycetes, Mucorales, Lichtheimiaceae.
CGCGUACAACCGCGUUUUGACUUUUUACUUUUGAUUUUCUGUAUCAGUGCACACCAGUUUCACAUUUGUACAAUGAGCGGCGAAGAACGAAAUGAACAACAUGCAAACACUGAUGAACAAGUUCCUUCCUCUGGGGAGAAUGCCACAUUCCAAGCUGUAGCCAACGCAACUGACAAUAUACAAUCGGCUUUCACCACUUUACUUUCUGGUUUCCAACAAAAGCUACAAAUGACACAGUCAACCAUUGACUUACUGGAGCAGGUGCUCAAGAAUAGCGUUCAAAUAGCAACUCAACUGGAACCGAACGAGCAAGGAAUACAGCUUACAGUGACUAUUAUAAAUACCAUUCAAAUGCCUGUUCCCGACGUACAAUGUUGCGUCACGUUUGAUUCAGAUCAAGUUCACUGGUCACAUUUAUCAACAACACAAGAAUCACUAUCAAACAACAAUAACAUUAAAGGAGGAAGAAACCAUGAAGAAGCAACUUCGAUCUUUGACGCGACAGAAGCAAUGCUGCCACCCUUAUGCAAACAUGUGGAAGUGCUGCAAAUCAUAACCGACCGGACAAUUCAGUGUAAUGCAGAAAUCAGAUUGCAUUUUCCAGGACCCGUACCCGAGACCACGAUUCCAAUCGAACAUACAUUUGGCAUAUAUAUUAUUGAUCAGGUAAAAGUACCAUUAUGUAUACUUCCGGCAAAACUCGUAAAAUUAUCACGCUUUGUUUUUUAUUAACAAUCUGCUGGUUUAGCUCUCCAAAACGGUAUUAACGGAUCAAAGGCGUGAUGUUAAAUGUGAAAAAGCACAUUAUCGCCAAUGUUCUACGGAUACACUUCGCCUGUUACUGCAAAUUCCACCGCAUCAAGGUCUCGAACCUGGACUAUGUAUAUCGCUGCAAACAAAAAAUGCACAGGUUCCCAAGGAGGAGAUCAUUUGCAAGAUAGAAGAGUUCAAUCAGGAAAUGACCAUGGCCAAACUGGCCUUUUCUGCAGAAGAACGAUCGAACAGCACAGCACAAAAUAUU